AUGCGUCCACCACCAGUUGCUACCAUCUGUCAACGAGUCGUCCGUCUGCGAGGCCCCGUGUCGAAAAAACACGACACAGCCUCUAGGACCGAGUGUGUUCAGCAGACCUAUUACGCAGCAGGACAGUCGGUCGAAGCCGACCUACAGCAGCUGAUGCACGACCAGCUCGCACGUUGA
Messenger RNA from Peronospora matthiolae, 177 nucleotides. The record is from the annotation of a GenBank genome assembly. Lineage: Eukaryota; Oomycota; Peronosporomycetes; Peronosporales; Peronosporaceae.